AUGACGAGCCGUCCGACCGUUACCAUCCACGGCGCCGAUGGCGACCCAAGCAAUGACACGCACCCACUCCCGAGCGUCUUCAAGGCGCCAAUCCGUCCAGACAUCGUCCAGGCUGUUCACACCGGCAUGGCGAAGAACAAGAGGCAGCCGUAUGCGGUGAGCGAGAAGGCGGGUCACCAGACGAGCGCUGAGUCUUGGGGUACCGGCCGCGCUGUCGCCCGUAUUCCGCGUGUCUCUGGUGGCGGUACUCACCGUGCCGGUCAAGCAGCCUUCGGCAACCAGUGUCGCUCCGGCCGCAUGUUCGCACCAACCAAGGUCUGGCGCAAGUGGCACCAGAAGAUCAACCUCGGCCAGAAGCGCUUCGCGACUGCAUCUGCCAUCGCCGCCUCUUCCUCUGCUGCUCUUCUGCUCGCCCGUGGCCACCACAUCUCGACCAUCCCAGAAGUCCCACUCGUCAUCUCCAGCAAGGCGUUCGAGGCCGGCGCGCUUCGCAAGACUUCCGCCGCCGUCAAGAUGCUUCACGAGGUGGGUGCCGGUCCCGACGUCGACAAGGUGAAGGCUUCGCGCAAGCUGCGUGCGGGCAAGGGCAAGCUCAGGGGCAGGAGGCACAAGCAGCGUCGCGGUCCGCUCGUUGUCUACGACCCGACCAAGGACGGCAAGGAGAUGUCGCUCGCUUUCCGCAACAUCCCCGGUGUGGAGACCUGCUCCGUCUACGCGCUGAACCUCCUUCAGCUCGCGCCGGGUGGUCACCUUGGCCGCUUCGUUAUCUGGACCUCCUCGGCCUUUGCCGCCCUUGACAGCAUAUACGGCAGCACUACCGAACCAAGCGAGCUCAAGCGCGACUUCCUCCUCCCAUCCAACCUUGUCGCCCAGCCAGACAUCACCAAGCUCAUCAACAGCUCGGAAGUGCAGAGCGUGCUGCGCCCGGUCAAGGGUGGUGCGGUCACGAAGCGUGGGAACGUGCAGAAGAAGAACCCGCUCCGCAACAAGCAGGUGCUGCUGCGUCUCAACCCGUACGCUGCCGUCUACUCGAAGGAGGGUCUGGGGCACUCGAAGGUGAAGAGUGAGAAGCCGGGUGCGCUGGAUGAGGUGUUCGAGAAGACUUUGAUGGAGAACUGA
This is a messenger RNA of Saxophila tyrrhenica, 1119 nucleotides long. RefSeq names its product 60S ribosomal protein L4B (gene RPL4B). Lineage: Eukaryota; Fungi; Ascomycota; Dothideomycetes; Mycosphaerellales; Extremaceae. The record is from RefSeq and is a predicted model, not a curated record. Gene Ontology annotation, cellular component: ribosome; cytosolic large ribosomal subunit. Gene Ontology annotation, molecular function: RNA binding; structural constituent of ribosome. Bases 1 to 1119 code for a protein of 372 amino acids. Gene Ontology annotation, biological process: translation. The transcript has 3 exons.